Messenger RNA from Nelumbo nucifera (sacred lotus), 1357 nucleotides. RefSeq names its product Integrase-type DNA-binding superfamily protein. Gene Ontology annotation, biological process: regulation of DNA-templated transcription. Lineage: Eukaryota; Viridiplantae; Streptophyta; Magnoliopsida; Proteales; Nelumbonaceae. The record is from RefSeq and is a predicted model, not a curated record. Gene Ontology annotation, molecular function: DNA binding; DNA-binding transcription factor activity.
UUUAUAUAUCCAUGAACUCACACACUACCACUCAUGCUCCUACUUGGAAGCUCCCUUCGUCUCAUAAUAAAAUCCCACGUCGAUACCCAUCAACAUCGAUCACUCGCCUAUAUAUAUUCCAUGCAUGACUCACACUCUUCCUUGUCUGAACGUUUGCCAGGAAUUAGCAAAUCUACUGGAGAAUUGCUCAGUUGGGGAUUCAUGGAGCAGAGUGUAGCAGAGAGUGGAGGGAAUUACCGGGGAGUUCGGAGGCGGAAAUGGGGGAAAUGGGUGUCGGAGAUACGUGAGCCGGGGAAGAAAACGAGAAUUUGGUUGGGCAGCUUCGAAACGCCGGAGAUGGCAGCCACCGCCUACGAUGUCGCGGCGUUACAGCUUAGAGGACGGUCGGCGAGGCUUAACUUCCCUGAGUUGGCGGGCAGGCUUCCUCGUCCUGUGAGUUCCAAUGCUGAUGACAUCCGGUCGGCAGCUCAUGAGGCGGCUUCACUGCUCAAAGGCCACCCGACGGGAAGCUUCGAGGUGGGUAGCUCUGGCUCCAGCUCAUACUCUGUUCCAACAACCGUGGGGUUGUCACAGAGUCAAAUUCAGGCUAUAAAUGAAUCACCAUUGGACUCCCCUAAGAUGUGGACAGAGUUAGCAGAGGCUCUGUUGGUGGAGCCACCUACUGUAGUUUACAGGGAUACCGAAAUGAGUUACUGGGGGGAUGAAAUGCAAAGCGAUUUCCUUUGGACCCCCUAGGCCCUAGUUAGAUUACUUGUAGCUAUAUUCUAAUAAUAACUAAAGUCUAAGAGAAAGACCAUUAAUUAACUUGAGAGACAGAGAAAGAGAGAUUUAACCCAACUGGUAUUUUAUUUUACGAUAAUAUCCAUUGGGUCCUUCUCCAUGUUGCUUACUUGUCUCAUAUUAAACAAUAUAACCGGAUUUUCUCAUAUUGGGGAUUUGGGAUUCAUUAGGGUCUGAUUUGGGAAGAAACAAAGCAAGAAAAAGGAACUGUUUGUUGGUAGGUGGGGAGUUGGGGAAUAUAAUUAAAGUUUGUAAGUGCUUGUAUUUGUGAGAAAAUUGUUAAUUCUACAUUAAUUCCUGUAUACUUUAUUCCAAGGGGGGCCUUUCAUGUCCAAGAUGAAGUGUUCAAGGGGCCCAUCUGAGUAGAGGUGAGAUGCUUUUUGAGGGUUACAUAUAGCUUGUGGUCGUUCUGUCUGUGAGAGAAGUGGAGGGGCCAAGCUCACAUAAUGACUUAUUUUAUAUAUUUUUACUUUUUUUUUUCUUCAUUGUUGUGGUUGCAGUUAAUACAAGAAUGGAUUGUAAGGUCACAUUUAGUAUCUUUUCUACAUGUAAACAUGGGCUAAUUAUCUUGAAUUAA